Messenger RNA from Magallana angulata, 1313 nucleotides. RefSeq names its product 3-beta-hydroxysteroid-Delta(8),Delta(7)-isomerase-like. The record is from RefSeq and is a predicted model, not a curated record. Gene Ontology annotation, cellular component: membrane; endoplasmic reticulum. Gene Ontology annotation, molecular function: C-8 sterol isomerase activity; cholestenol delta-isomerase activity; steroid Delta-isomerase activity. NCBI's taxonomy places the organism in Eukaryota, Metazoa, Mollusca, Bivalvia, Ostreida, Ostreidae. Bases 137 to 808 code for a protein of 223 amino acids. The transcript has 3 exons. Gene Ontology annotation, biological process: cholesterol biosynthetic process.
CUAGGACCGACAACUCGGAGAGCUCCUUGUGUGUACUCAUGCAUGGCUCUCGGGUAAACGUAAAUAAAGGUUUUGUUAGAGUCAGCGAUCCUUGACGACAGUGAACUGUGACUGGCGGCUACCAACAGACAAUAGCAUGCCGGAGGGACAGGUGACCCCCCACCCCUACUACCCGCGGAACCUCUCCCUCCCAGGGUACAGGCCUAACCGUGUCCCACUCACAGAGCUCCUGGGACUGUUUUUCGGCCUGGUCGCUAUAGCGCUGAUCAGCACGUGGAUCCUAGCGGGGCGGUUUAACAAGCGAGGAGCGGAUCGCGUUGUUAUAUGUUGGUUCGUGGUGUGUGGAUUUAUUCACUCUGUACUGGAGGGUUACUUCGCCGCAAACCAUGAAACGAUCAUCGGGGGCGGAUCCUACUUAGCCGAAAUGUGGAAGGAAUACGGGCGAGGAGACAGUCGAUAUCUGACGUCUGACUCAUUCACGGUCUGCAUGGAAACCAUUACAGCCGUGGUAGACGGUCCUCUCAGCUUUGCGGCGGCCAUUGCUCACCUGACCGGAAGUCGUCAUCGAUACCCCCUACAGCUGAUUGUCUCCCUUUGUCAGCUUUACGGAGACACGCUCUAUAUGUGUAUAGAGUGGAAGGAAGGCUUUGUACACGGGGAGUACGGGCACCCACUCACGUUCUGGUUUUAUUUUGUAUUCCUGAAUUUAUUUUGGAUAUUUGUACCAUUGAUAUUGAUAAUACAAGCCUAUGUAGCCCUAUCGGCGAGUCCAUCUGGAGAUUUACACAAAACUAAAAAGAAAAAAUAAAUGAAGUGUGAUUCAUCAAAACCAUUGUAUUUUUAAAAUUUUGAGAGAGAGAGAGAGAGAGAGAGAGAGAGAGAGAGAGAGAGAGAGAGAGAGAGAGAGAGAGAGAGAGUUUACCGGUAAUUUGAUGUUUGCAAUAUUAUUUAUAUUUUGAAACGAAACCCUGAUACAUUUAAUUGUUUUGCACGUGAAUAUACCUCUCAAUUUAAGUAAUGGCAUUUUAGUCGGAGGAUUUCGAAAAAAAAUGUUAUAAGUCUUCAUUUGUUUGUAGAAUUUAAGAAAAAAAAUAUGUACGAUUCCAAGCAAUAAAAUAAAAUAAAUGAAUAAAAUCUUUGUCAAAGAAACCAGAAACAUUGCUGCACAUUUAAAAAUAUGUUUAUUGUGAAAUUGUACGCUGCAGUACAUGUACUUAAUCGUGAUUAAAGAAGUGUUACAAAUUAUUAUAUUGUUGAUACAUUGUGUUAUAGCACUAAAUGUCACCUAUGUAAAUAAAAAAUUCUAAAUUGAA